Molecule: messenger RNA, 1020 nt
Organism: Lactuca sativa (garden lettuce)
Lineage: Eukaryota; Viridiplantae; Streptophyta; Magnoliopsida; Asterales; Asteraceae
Product: vacuolar protein sorting-associated protein 60.2
Biological process (GO): vesicle budding from membrane; late endosome to vacuole transport via multivesicular body sorting pathway
Cellular component (GO): multivesicular body
Source: RefSeq, a predicted model, not a curated record
ACAAAACCGAUUGGAAUCUUGUUUUUGAAUAAAUUGUCGGUCUGGGUUUUCAUUCAAAUUGUUUUCCCAUAGUUCAUGCAAACGAAGAAUUGGGAGAAGAAGAUCUCAAAUACAUCGAUUUUUCCCGAUCUUCUACAUUUCUGUUAAAUUAGGGUUGUAUUGCGAGUAAACCCUAACCCAAAAAAAGCUAGAAGUUAGAAAGUAAACGAGAUGAAGAGAGUGUUUGGUGCUAAGAAAGACAAAGAACCUCCUCCUUCCCUCAACGAAGCAUCGGAUCGGAUCAAUAAAAGAGGUGAGUCAGUGGAUGAGAAAAUCAAACGACUUGAUGGUGAACUCGCUCGAUAUAAAGAGCAGAUCAAAAGAACUCGUCCGGGUCCCGCUCAAGAAGCUGUGAAAGCUCGUGCAAUGAGAAUUCUUAAGCAAAAACGAAUGUAUGAAGGACAACGUGACAUGCUAUACAACCAAACUUUUAAUCUAGAUCAAGUCGCAUUUGCUUCCGAGGGUAUCAAAGAUGCUCAACAAACAAUGUCGGCUCUGAAAUCAGCAAACAAAGAGUUGAAAGGAAUGAUGAAGACUGUAAAGAUACAGGACAUUGAUAACUUGCAAGAUGACAUGAUGGAGUUGAUGGAUGUUAGCAAUGAAAUACACGAGUCUCUUGGUAGAAGCUACAGUGUGCCUGACGACAUUGACGAAGAAGAUCUCAUGGGUGAACUUGAUGCUUUGGAGGAAGACAUGGGGUUGGAAACAGCUGGCGAAGGUGUGCCUUCAUAUCUUCAACCUGACAAUGAAUCCGAUUUUAAUGAAGAGCUCAACUUGCCUUCAGCUCCCUCUGGGCAUGCAAUACCAUCCCGCAUUGUUAAGGCCGAGGAUGAAUUUGGUUUGCCUCAAGUCCCACGUGCAUCUUUACGUGGUUAGAUGAUAUGGUGCAAAAACGAUCAUGAUGAUUACUUGAUGUAUUUGCAUGACUUUUAAACUAUUGUUUGUAUUCUUUUUGGUUGAUUUAAGUUUUGAAUUUUUUUA